Molecule: messenger RNA, 2190 nt
Organism: Podospora anserina S mat+
Lineage: Eukaryota; Fungi; Ascomycota; Sordariomycetes; Sordariales; Podosporaceae
Exons: 2
Coding region: 1-2190 (729 amino acids)
Source: RefSeq, a predicted model, not a curated record
AUGGAUCAUUUAAACGCCAACCACAUCUACCAUCAUGGACACGGCUAUGGGCCUGUGGCAGAUCCAUACACCGGAGUUCCUCCAGGACAUUAUGAUGCUGCCCCGUCGACAAGGGACUUUGACAGCACGACUCAAUGGGUCAACACUCUGGAAGGUCCAAGCGCUGCGAGCAGCAAACGAGGGCAAGAAGGGCGACAACCUGCCUUCACCCACGACUCCAAUCGGGAACUGAAGGGUGUACGGGUCUCGAGUCACCGGUCUGAAGCCGCGAGUGGUAUCUUGACCAAACCACUCUGGAGGAUAUGGAUGCUGGAGAUGCUAUGCGUUCUUCUCAGCCUACUUGCCUUUAUCACCAUAGUCGUCACACUCUUCAAGUUCGACCGCCAGCAACUACCAGACUGGCCACUGAAAAUCUCACUCAACACCUUUCUUGCUUUCUUCACCACCCUUUCCAAAGCAGCCUUCAUGGUUCCAGUAUCAAUAGCAAUUAGCCAAGCUCAGUGGUCCUGGUUCCUGGACGAAAGACCGCUGCACGACUUUCAUGUCAUCGACCAAGCAAGCAGGGGACCGUGGGGCUCUAUCGUUUUGCUCACUCGAAUCCGUACGAAGCAUAUCGUCGUUAUUGGGGCUUUCAUUACCAUCAUAAGUGUGGUGACAUCUCCGAUAACACAGUUGGCCAUCAGCUACCCAGUUCGGGAGGUUGUGGCAGCCGAGCUUGCAGAAGUUCCAGCGGUUCGCACCGUCAUGUCGCCCAGAGAUGAAGUCACGUUUGCGACGCGCACUGCAAUGCUGGAAGCCAUUACUCCCGACGGAAAGCAAAGCCGCAGAGUACGCAUGGCACCUACUGGAGCGACCUGUCCGACUGGCAAUUGCACCUUUGAUGUGUUCCACUCCUUGGGCGUCUGUGUGGAGAUGGUCGACAUUUCCUCAGCGAUAGUCGUGCAAAGCUGGCCGGGUCCGGAGCCUGGAGAGGAGGCUGUUGUCAAGAACAACGGAUCUGUGGUUAUGAUGGGCGAUCCCUUUUACCCCAGACGCACCAUAUGGAACGCCUCUCUCCCCGGCACGCACGUCGAUCUGGUUCACCAAAGUCGAAUGGCUGCUGUGUCCGAUAUGCUCGUGGGCAACCAGACCGUUGGGUUUGCAGACAAUCCCACUUUGAUGGCGACACGGAUAGCGUCGUUUGUGGAGCUCUACACUGUCCCUAUCCCGCAAGACGACGAGAACAUGCGGCAGCUGACAGAUAUGUCCAACGGCUCCAACAUUGCCAGUGCAACACACCAGUUUCGACACGAAGCCCUCGAGUUUCUGUUUCACCUAUGCGUCCAAACCUACAACACCACUGUCCGAAAUGGUAUACACGACAACCAGCUUAUUGCUACCACUUCACAGCCAACACCGGAGGACUCUGACUUCUUCCUCAACAUGAACUGCAGCUCCAAAGUGGGCGUGCCCACUGGAUGCCGUCAUAGCCCGUCGUCCAAGUGGAAUAUCACGCUGCAUCUCGAGAGCCCACCCAACUCUUCGAUUCCGUCGGGGAGCUUCAGUGCCAACUACCGUGCCAUGGAGUUCAUCGCGGGCGAGAUGAAGACAUACAUGAUGGGAUCUGGGCGGGAAACAUACUACGAGCCGUGGGACUCGCCCAGCCGUGGGGUUGUAACAAGAAGUGACUUUAUCAAAACCAUCAUGCAAAUGGUCUUGUACACCGAGACGACCAUCAUCAACACGACGGCGCGAAUAGAUACCAUGACAUAUCUCUUCAAGAAUAUCGCCACGAGUAUCUCUUACCGACUUAGAACGACCGAUCAAGAACUCCAGCUGUCCAGCGAUGCUUUCAACGUCACAGGGCAGGCGUGGAAGCAGGAAUCCUAUGUUCACAUCACCUGGCCGUGGCUGACCUUUUUGGCGGUUGAGCUACUCGUCGCGUCCAUCUUCUUGGUUGCCACCAUUAUUGGACAAGUCAGAAUGCGCAAGGCAGCCAGACACGAGGCAGGAUCUGACUAUAGUGAGAUGUUUUUUGACUACAAAGACGCUGCCAUCGCCCCUCUCCUCGCUCUUGGUCAACAGUGUCGAAGUGAGGCUGGCGGCGGACUCGGGCCCAGGGAGGUGAUGGAGAAGGCUGCAAAGAGUCUUCGGGUGAAGAUCGACGGGAAUGAAGUGGUUGUUUCUAGGAGUGAAGUCCGGGGGGGUUGA